ACAUCUUUUUGCUACUCUUCAUCGAUAGACCAGUUUCGAUCUCUUCGACCGCUUUCGAUGCGAUGCCAAAUAAAGAUCGAGAACUAGUAAUCUUGAAGUAUCAGAGACUAGCCGAUGGAAAAAUAUUUACAGUCUUUACUCGUGACUCAAUACAAGAAGAGAUCAGAAAGAGUUGGAAACAAUAGGUGAUUUGCAACGCUAUACGUGAAUAUGAAACAAUUCGCGAUCGGCAUAAUUAUCCUGGAGAUUUCGCUGAGGAUCAACGGACUGUACACGAUCGUUGAAUGUCCAGCUGAUUUGCGGAAAGACAUUGCGGAAUAUAGCGAGUUGAAGCCGCUGCAGAUCAGCUGCACGAUGCAGCUCUUAUGUCCACCGUUACAGAACAAGCCGACGAAUUACGAGAACCCGGGUUAUCAGGUUCACGAAGACAAUCCUGACGCCUUGUGCGAAAUGAAGUUCAAGAUCAACGUCGCAAAAAAUCCGAGCGUCCUCAAGAAAAAUCCGUGCACCGACCUCCCGCAUCUCGAACAUCAGGUGUUACUGCCUCACUCGACUAACUGCAGUUUGUUCUACAAGUGCGACUGGGGCGUGCCAAUGCUGUUCGAGUGCCCGGAGGACUUGCACUUCAAUCCCGUUCACCAGGUGUGCGACUGGCCCUGGCAGGCCGGCUGCGACUCGUCCUGGAUCGGUUGCCCGCGGCCCUUUCCGCGAUGCCCGACCCGGUAUCCGGGUUUACUGCCGCAUCCCUUUCUGUGCGAUCGUUUUUAUCAAUGCGACUGGGGAACGCCACGAUUACAAGCGUGUCCUGCCGGACUUCACUUCGAUUCGCGUCUCAAGCUUUGCAACUGGUCUUACAACUCCAACUGUCGAAAUUGCUGAGGAAGAACGCGCGGUUCGCGAAUUGAAAAGCGAAUUAAUUUAAAAAAAAAAAACGAAAGGAUCUUUUUCGAGAAUCGUAUCUGUCAAAAAAUAGAACAAAACGCCACAAAAAGAGAUGUCGUUUUUUUAUAC
Messenger RNA from Nylanderia fulva, 1011 nucleotides. RefSeq names its product peritrophin-1-like. Lineage: Eukaryota; Metazoa; Arthropoda; Insecta; Hymenoptera; Formicidae. Gene Ontology annotation, molecular function: chitin binding. The record is from RefSeq and is a predicted model, not a curated record. Gene Ontology annotation, cellular component: extracellular region.